Dioscorea cayenensis subsp. rotundata (Guinea yam) is the source of this 2157-nucleotide messenger RNA. Its product is annotated as rop guanine nucleotide exchange factor 14-like. The coding region runs from base 291 to 1961 and encodes 556 amino acids. Lineage: Eukaryota; Viridiplantae; Streptophyta; Magnoliopsida; Dioscoreales; Dioscoreaceae. Gene Ontology annotation, molecular function: guanyl-nucleotide exchange factor activity. The record is from RefSeq and is a predicted model, not a curated record. The transcript is spliced from 8 exons.
UCUCCUUUUUAUUUGCAUAAAGUCCCUCCCAUUAUUUUAUUUUCAUUUAGUCCCUCCCUCACCCCAAACACACUCACACUCUCCUUCUCCCUCUCUCUAAUGGGGUUUUAGCAGAGGAAUGCUCGCUUGUGGACUCUUCACCUCUCGCUCUUUCUGGUUCACUUUCUUCAUCUUUUUUGGAUGGGAGUUUUUGGAGGGCAUUGAAGUUUUGAAGAUCAUCUCAUAGAAUGAAUCAACUUGUGGCAAGAAUAUAGCAACUGUCAUUUGGGGCUUUGAUCAAUCAAUAGAGGAUGAAGAGGUUUGCAUGCUGCCGCCGCAGACCACAGGACUUCAGCAUAGACUUUGAGGAGCAUGACAGAGUAGUUACAUAUAAUGGCCUUGAGAGUUGCAUCCUCAACAGCUGCUCCUAUAAUGCCAGUGUCAGCAGCAGCAGCAUGAGCGGGGCUGAUGGUUGUGUCACAGCUGAUUCAUUGGAUGAGGAUGACUCGAGCUGCUCCUCUAGCAAAGAUGCUUUAUGGUCCUCCUUCUCUUCUCAAUGCGUCAUGCCAAGUAAGCCGGAGGAGGACCUACCCCUUUGUGAAUGGGACAGCCUUCGCAGCCUCCAUCAUCUCUGCUUAAAAGGGAAGUCUCAGCAUGUUACUCAUGCAAUGUGCCUGUCUGAUGUUGAUACCAUGAAGGAGGUGUUUGCAAAGCUAUUGCUUGGUGAAGAUGUUUCUGGAGGGGUUCGUGGGAUUAGCACUGCCUUAGCCUUGUCCAAUGCCAUCACAAGCCUCUCAGUAUCUGUUUUUGGAGAGCUGUGGAAAUUGGAGCCUUUGGCAGAAGAGAGAAAGAGCAGGUGGCAGAGAGAAAUGGACUGGUUACUUUCCCCGACAAACUAUAUGGUUGAGUUGGUUCCUGCAAAACAAAAUGGUGCCAAUGGUCGGAUGUUGGAGAUUAUGACCACCAAAGCUCGUUCAGAUGUUUAUGUCAAUCUUCCAGCACUUCAGAAGCUGGACAGUAUGCUCAUUGAUGUAUUGGACGCAAUGGUAGAUACAGAGUUCUGGUAUGCGGAAGAAGGCAACAAAGCUGACGGGCGAGACCGGAGUGCUGUCAGCAUGCCUAGCAAGAAAUGGUGGCUGCCGUCACCUCGAGUACCUGAAUCUGGACUUUCUGCAUCCCAACGGAAAAGGCUUGGCUUCCAGGGGAAACUGGUGCAUCAGGUCCUCAAGGCUGCUAAAUCCAUUAAUGAACAAGUGUUGCUUCAAAUGCCAAUUCCAGUUUCUGUCAAAGAUGCCCUUAGGAAGUCAGCAAAGGCAAGCUUGGGCGAAGAUCUUUACCAUGCAAUAACAGCAGAAUUCGGCUCCGUUGAGGACAUUAUGCUUUCUCUCAACUUGAAAAGUGAGCAUUGUGUACUAGAAACUGUCAACCGAUUAGAGGCUGCGGUUUUCGCAUGGAAACACAAGAUCUCAGAAGACUCAAACAAGAGAGCCCCUGUACGUUACCCGUGGUACUUCAAGAAAGGGCUUGGAUCAGAACUCGAAAACAUGGAAAUGGCAAUCGAAAAGGCUGAAAUGCUUAUUGGUCUCCUAAAGACGAGAUUUCCCAACUUACCUCAAACCUUCAUCGAUCUCACCAAGGUCAGAAACAACAAGGAUGUGGGGCAUUCCAUUGUGGAAGCAUAUUCCAGGGUCCUUGUGAGCUUAGCAUUCAGCAUACUUUCUAGAAUAGGAGAUAUCUUGCAAGAGGAUGACUUGAAGAAGCCUACCACUCCCAUUGCCACAUUGAAGUUCGACUUCUCAUCGGAUGUUUACCUUGCCGGAAUCACUGAAACACCACCUGGAAACAUCAAACGUUCACUCAUUGAUCAGAUGAACACUGUCGACGGCCGGAUUUGCCACACCAUCUCUACUAAAACCUCCAAGAAACACUUCUUGAAUAAGAAGGCCAGUACUAUCAUCACAGUCACGGCCGGGUCCAUGUAGGAGUGUAUCAAGAGAAAUGUGGCUAAGCAUACCACCUUGUAAUUCUUCUCCUUUUCAAAUCCAUUGUGAUGAUCAUUUAACUAAAUACAACAUAAUUAGCAAUAUUUUGCAUGUUUCAAGACCUUAUGGAUAUUGCCAAGGUAACUAGCACAUAGUUUUCAGUUCAUAAAUAAUCCAAUCUUGACAAAAGAAAACU